Molecule: messenger RNA, 1433 nt
Organism: Cucurbita moschata (crookneck pumpkin)
Lineage: Eukaryota; Viridiplantae; Streptophyta; Magnoliopsida; Cucurbitales; Cucurbitaceae
Product: trihelix transcription factor ASR3-like
Exons: 3
Coding region: 287-1159 (290 amino acids)
Source: RefSeq, a predicted model, not a curated record
AACAACUCUCUCUCUCUCUCAACUGAUAAAUCUUCAGCAUUGCAUUAUCAUAAUCGUUCAUUCGAUUUAUUUUGCAAUUUCGAUCACUUUCCAACUUUUCGCGCACUCUUUUCUGCUUUACUUUGAUUCACUUCUUAAUUCAUCCGCUAGGCGAACGAAAUCUUUCUACUACGGAAUGGCGUUUGAUUUUUCAUCGUUUCGUGUUGAAUCGUGGAUAGACUCAUUUGGAUUUGAAAUAGAGAUUUGAAAUUUUCGAAACUGGAAACGAAGAACAUUUGAGUUGGAAAUGAAGAAAGAAAACGGCAACCGUGGAUCGGGGGUUUCAGGUUCUCGUCGGACGCGGUCUCAGAUAGCACCGGAAUGGACCGCGGCGGAAUGCCUUGUUCUUGUUAAUGUGAUUGGGGCUGUGGAGGCUGAUUGUUUGAAAGCUUUGUCUAGCUAUCAGAAAUGGAAGAUUGUUGCAGAGGACUGCACAGCUUUGAAUGUGGCUCGGACUUCGAAUCAAUGCAGGAAGAAGUGGGAGUGUUUGCUGAUUGAACAUGAUGUUAUCAAGCAAUGGGAGUUAACGAUGCCGGAGGAUGAUUCGUAUUGGUGUUUGGAGAGUGGAAGGAGAAAAGAAUUGGGACUUCCUGACAACUUUGACGAGGAGCUGUUCAAAGCAAUUGAUAAUGUCUCAUCAAUGAGGGCGAACCAGUCGGAUACAGAGCCUGAUAACGAUCCAGAGGCUGCUGUUGAGAACGCCGAUGAAAUUUCAGAGCCUGGCCCUAAAAGGCAAAGACGUGGUUCAAUGUCUAAGAGAAAUCAAGGCCUUGAGAAAUCUUUAGAAUUUAAAGAAGACGAAGAGGAUGAAGCAGAAGAACAACCUCUAUUAAGCUCUCCAGAAUCAGACCUUCGCGAUUGCUACAUCAAAAACAACGGAGCAACGGCGACUGACGACAUAGAACCCGAAGAGCAAAUGAUGGUGAAGAAAUUGCUUGAAAAUGCAGAAAAUGUUCAAGAAAUUGUGUCUGAGAAUGCAGAAUGUGCAACUUCUGAUGAAAAGAAUGACAAGGACCAGACUAAUUUGAUAAGACGUCAGGGGAGCAAGCUUAUCAGAUGCCUAGGAGAUUUUCUCAACACCAUUAACGAUCUCCGUGACCUGCUCGAAGAUUGUGAGUGAUUCUCUCUUCACGAAAAUUUCGGUUUUCGUUGACCCACCAAGUAAGCGUUGAUCUCAAAUGGUAUCCUCGACUCCUUAACGUAAAUGUUUGUUUAAAUCAUUUUGUUAGCACGUCUUAGGAAAUUGCCAAUUUGUUGACGUUUUAGACUUUUGAAUCUUCUCGUCUUUCUUCCUACAGACAAAAUGUCAGAUUGGCCAUUCGAGCAACGUUUAAACGCUGUCGACAUUUUCCAGGUUACAGAUAGAAACCCAAUCUAAUGUUUAUUUAUGAAAA